This is a messenger RNA of Diversispora eburnea, 491 nucleotides long. Lineage: Eukaryota; Fungi; Glomeromycota; Glomeromycetes; Diversisporales; Diversisporaceae. The record is from the annotation of a GenBank genome assembly.
UAAAAGCAAAUUGUAAAUUAGAACUUCUAUGCAUUGGUGGAUUAAAAUGGCAUAAGCCAAUUUCUGAUCAGACAAUAAUUGCAAUUGCUUCCUCAUGCCCUAAUCUUCACUACCUUUCUUUAACGGGUUGUCAUAACAUCAUUGACAAUUCGGUUAAUAAAUUGUUACAACAUAUUCAUAAUCUAAAAUACCUCGAACUCAAUCAAUGUAGACUUAUUACUGAUUUAUCUAUCCGUAGUGUCGCUAACUCUUGCCCAAAUCUCGAACAUCUUGACAUCGGUGUCUGUGAUGCUUCCGAAAUGUCCAUCUGUAAUAUUGUACUAGGCACAACCGUUAGUAAAGAUGCGCUGAGGAAACUUAGUCCAAAAAUUAAGAUAAAACAAGAUUCGGCACUCGAAAAAAUGCCAGAAGAAGAACUUAAUGAUCUCUGGACAUCACUUGUUUAUUUAACACAGAAUUUAUGGUUAACCUAUGCGAAUCUCGAAGAUAUU